AUGAAGCUAAAUAGAUUGAAAUUAUUUAAUAUGAUAUUUUUGAUAAUUAUAUAUAUUAGAUAUUAUCAAUGUUUUGAAAGAUUAAAAAUAACACCUUAUAUUAUUAAACAAUUAAAUGAUGGUGAAAUAACACUUACAGAAUUAUUAGACCAUUUCAUUGUACCAACUGAUAUUAUAGUUUCAUAUUUACAGAAAGUAUCACCAUCAUCUCAAAAAAAUCUACAAAUUGACUUAGAUGGUAUACUUGCACAAGUAUUUGAAAUAGGAGGAACUGUAUAUAUAGGUGGUAUACCACCAAAACAAGAAGAUAAAUUAACAAUAUAUGAAAGAUUAAGAGAUUUAUCUGAUCCAGGAAAUCCUGGAAGAAGAUGGUGUUGGAAAUUUGUAAAACAUGUUCAAGCACCUUAUAAUUGGGGUCAUAUUACAAAUUUUGAGAAUUGUGAAUUUGCAGGUGAUGAUGCUAGAUACCAAAUUACAGAAGAUGCUGCUUGUACAAAUACAGGAGGAAUGGAAGUUAGUUCAAUUUUUCAAGGCACCUUCACAAAUUACGAAUUAUCAUGUAUCUCAAGAAGAAUUGCAAGAUUAUCAUCUGCUGAUUCAUGUUGGAUUGUAGAUAAAGCAGUAAAUGAAGAGAUGAUUCAUAAUACUGACAUUCCUUUACAGAGAAGUACCCCUUCACCAAUGAGAGUAAAAAUUUCCACUAAACCACAUAUAAUAUUAAAAAGACUUUUUGGAAUUGAAUCACAGGCCUGUAAUCCAGAGAAUCUCGUUGCUCCAUUUAAAGGUCUUGAUGGAACUGCUUUGAUUGCUUCUAGAUUUAAUAGGGCUGCAGGAGGUAUUGAACAUUUACAAAGAUGUGAUGGGUCACAAUAUAUAGAAGUACUUGUUGAAUUAGAGGAUAAUUCAUAUGGAGAUAUUGUUUGUAUACCAGAUCCUCCUCAUCCAACAUGGUUAUGUUCAGGUCCAGGAGUAUUUUGUAAACCAUUUUAA
This is a messenger RNA of Cryptosporidium muris RN66, 990 nucleotides long. RefSeq lists its product as uncharacterized. The transcript is spliced from 2 exons. Lineage: Eukaryota; Apicomplexa; Conoidasida; Eucoccidiorida; Cryptosporidiidae. The record is from RefSeq and is a predicted model, not a curated record. Bases 1 to 990 code for a protein of 329 amino acids.